GAGGAAAGGAAGGUAAAAAUUGUGACUUGAUUGUGUGGAAUGCUGAGACGGGUAAACCACGUUGAGAAGACGUUGAAUUAGUAUGUCAGUCGUUGUGAGUCAGAAGCAAUAGUUUUCAUAUUUCAUUUCAUUUUUUUUUAAUGCCUGUGGUUCCUUAUUACUAUUACUGAAGUCUUUACCUGACUGGAUAAGUUUAUUUGUUUUUUAAGAAAAGAAAAAUCACACAAUGGGCAAGAAAAAUUUUAAGUUCCUUCUUUUCAUAGUGAAUAUACUGUUUUUUAUUGCAGGUUUGGUGACAUUUGCAAUUGGAGUAUGGACUACUACAGACAGAAUCUUCAUGUCAGACAUCAUUGGUUCUAAUCUCUAUUCAUCAGCAUCAUAUAUGAUGAUCAUAUCUGGUCUUGUCAUCACUUUGGUAUCCAUUUUAGGAUGUGUCACCUCCUGGAGAGAAAUGCGAUUUGGUGUCCUUUCAUAUUUUAUAAUAUUACUGUUUAUUUUCGUAUUCCUGGUAAUUGCUUCUAUUUUGGCUGUCGUGUUCCGUGGAGAGUUAGAAGAUGUUAUGUCGAAAUCCAUGGGAGACACUCUGAUAAAGCAAUAUGGUAAUGAUAUUGAACGAAAUGCAGACAACAAGGCUGUCACUAAAUCAUGGGAUCUUACACAAGAAAGGUUGGAAUGUUGCGGAGUAGAUUCAAAAGGUUGGGAGAUAUACAGAGACUCUCACUGGUACCGUAACCAACCCAACACUGCCAUCAAGUUUGUACCCGUUUCCUGUUGCAAAAAUGUUCAUGUUAAUAAAGCAACUAGGACGAGGCACUGCCAAGAAACCAUUAUGGGUCCACCUGCUGUUCGAGAAGGUGCCAAAAAUGACUAUUUAUUUUAUCAGGGUUGCUAUGAUGCUGCCUACACAUUUGUGAUGGAUCAAGCUGGUAUUCUUUUAGCUAUUGGCUUUUCUUUCUCCAUUGUUUUGAUAUGUGGUCUUGUACUUUCACUUUGUCUCUUUAAAUACAUUAAACGGACCCCAACAGAGAACAGGGCGACUAGUGCACCACUUUAAAUAAAGAUUGAUUGUCCAGCUUAAUGUGUGAAUAUGUGUGUGUGUGUGUGUGUGUGUAUAUAUAUAUAUAUAUGUAUAUACACACACAUUUCUUAAAAAUAAAUAGACACCAUAUUUGAAAGAUUUAUUUCUAGAAACAAAAUAGUGUCAUUUGAUGCGUUUAAUUACUUAAUCUAGUAUUUAGUAGUCAUGCUUUGUGCAGUUUUUAAUAAUAUAAUCAUUUUUGGGCAUCAUACAAACAAUUAGUGUCCAUCAAGAUGAAACAGUAGAAUGAGGGUGUGUCUAUUUACUUUUGAGAUGUGUGUGUUUACAUGUUUAUAAAUUCACACAUGCAUGCAUAUGUAUAUCCAUGUAUAUAUGUUCAAUACACACAAACAACAUAAUUGCAUGUACAAAUGUAUGUAAGUGUGUCUAUGAUAUAUAUAUAUAUAUAUAUAUGUUUGGGUUUACAAAUGGAAUAGCAUGUACUCGGUGCAUGAAGAGACUAUUUAUUUGUUCCAAGUUGAUGAUUCACUUCAUUGUCAGUUUGAGUUUCUCACUUUUGUGCUUUUGUUUGUUCAUAUAUAUAUAUAUAUAUAUAUAUAUAUAUAUAUGUGUGUGUGUGUGUACACAUGCAUGCAUACCUUUGUCCGCUUAGUGCUACAAAGGCGCCUAAAACAAUUAGCAAAAGCAUGGUUCAAGCUUCCAGCUCAUACUUAUUUGUGUGUGACAGCUAAUCUUUAUAUAUAUAUAUAUAUACAUAUACAUAUAUAUCGAUUUAUAAAGUAAGUUUGUUAUUUUGUACAUAAAAACUGAAUUUUUCUCUUGCCUGUUAGUGACUUAGUAACUAAUUAAAGAUUUGCUUAAUUAUGAUUCAUUAUCAUCUGAUGAAAUCCAGCAAUCUAAAAGUGUUGCUAUUUCUCUCAUCUUUUAGUGAGUGCAUUGUUUUGAAAGAAAUCCAUCACAUGACCAUCUGGUUGACUUCAUACACAGUCAUCACCUCUCCCCCGCUCUACUUGUAGGACUUUCAACACAAAGGAUCUUAUCCCUACUGUAUUGAUUAUUAUUGAUAUUACUAGGGUGUAGUAGAUGGGUGGAAUUAUUAGAGCUUUGGGAAAUUGCCUUUUGGUAUUUCUUCUAGUUCUUUAUAGUUAAAGUCUUGCCAAGGUCAAUUUUGCCUCUCAUCCUUUCAAAUUGAUAAAGUAUAGUAUCAGUCAAGUAAUGGGGUUGAUAUUAUCAACUAUAUCUCAUCCCUCUAAAAUUCUGACCUUGUGCUUAUAUUAAAAACAAUUGUUAUUAUUCUGAGAGCCUAUUUGUAAUUUUUUUUGAUUUUCUGUAAUUCAUUUGCUUCUAAAUUUUAAAAAUAAAGAAAAGGAAAAAAAUAUAAAAAAAUAAACUUCUUGCAACAAGAGAACAUGUGGAAAUUUCCUAACAAGUGGAAAUUAAAUACAUCUGACAAAGUUGCUCUCUCAGUUGCUUUCAUAGAAGUGGUUGUGAUGCUUAGUCCUUGAUCAAAGCAAAUUGUAACCAUCUCAUGUUUGAGGGGUACAGUUUACAUUAUCUGAUGUGCCUUUACUUUUUCUGAAGAGGGUGCUAUUUAUGGGAUGUUUUGCUGCUAUCUUUGAUAGGUGUAAUGUCCACUUAGUGGCAUCCUUAUUGGCUUGUAAUAGUAUUGAAAGACUUUAGAUGUGGAUAUUACCACUUCUGUGAGAUUUUAUCUUGUUCUGUAAAAUUACUUUCAGAGUACAAAUGACUUCAUUGGAAAUGGAUUUUUGCAUGGAAGUUGCCUUCUCUUUAGAAAUGGAUUUUACUAAUUCUUGUUGCUUCCUCUACAGCAAUUUUCUUAUGAAUGUUGUCUUCUCAUUAGACAGUUCCUCUCCAACAGUAAUUGCUGUGAUAAAAUUUCUUAUGACAAAAUUUAUCAGGACUUAGACUGUCAUUUAGUUUAGUGUAUUGUUGUUUGCCUCAAGUCAACUUUAUCUAAAAAGACCUAUGGUCAAAACUGUUCCAGCUGUAAUCCUUUUCUAGGACAGUAGUGUGUGAGUUUAGGGAGAUUUGACUGCUGUUUCUAGCAAAUCAGUUACUUGUGUUAAGGGUGUCUUAUUGUCAGACUAACUGUGGAAACAUUAACAAUUUGCACUUCAUCACUCUUAUACAGUAAGCCAACAAAGGCACCUGUGUAUGGUUGCUUGAACUGUUAAAAAUUGCAGCCAAAUCCCCUUCAAAUCUUCCCCUACCAUUUUGAAUAUAAGAAGGACACAUUCAAUAACAUACUUGAAGUACAUUGUAUGAAAAGAAGAAAGAUGGGAUGAUUAUGAUUGGAAACUUUUCGAUAAUGUGUCUGCUAAAUCAGAGUUGACUUGGGCUAAACAACAACAAAUCUGUUUAUUUGUAAUGAAUGAGCAUUUAUUUUUAUGUUGUAAUGUGGAAUUCAAGUUUUCCUAUAAACAUGGGUCAUUAUAGAGAUAUUCACAUUAUAGCCAUGUCACAAUCAAUCCAAUUAUGACCAUCCAAAGCAAAACCUUAAUGUGAGUGAAUUUUACAAAGAAUUUUUCACAGCAACCACUGCAAAACAGUAAACUCCUGGAAAGUGGGUAGGCAUGGGUCCAUGUGCUUAAGGAGUUUGUAAGUGAAAAUAUUUGAAACCAUUACGUGACACACAGCACAAGUAUCUUGUAAUAUAGCCUUCAGUUGGCAAUACAUUAAUUGGAAUUUCAUAGACAGCAACUCUGGAAUCUCAUUUGUGCAUGUGAGUGCACAUAAAUGUUGUGUGUAAGUACAUGUGUGCAUGUAUAUAUGUUUGUAUGAGUAUGUGUGUGCAUGUAUAUUUUGACAUAUAUUGGAAUGCUCUGUUAAACACCAGUCUGAACACAAACAAACCAAUGCUCUAUGCUGACACUUGUUGCUAUCUUCAUUAGAAAUAUGGUGAACUAGUGAUAUUAGUUUAUUGGAAAAUUGUAACUAACAGCACCAUUAUUCAUAAAUCAUGUAUAUAAAAAUAAGUGAAACCCACACCAAGGUUUUACUUCCACUUACUGCAACAUCAUUUUUAUAAAUACCUUCAGUGAAAAGUAUGAAUGUAUCAUCAUUUUUCCUUACUACUCCCAACUCAAUAGGACUAAUUGGACAUCUCAUAAUAUGAAAUACCAAAGCAUUUGAUUUUACACAUUACGCAUUUCGCUGAUCAUGUAUUCUGCUGACAAUUAUUGGGUUCCUGAUAAAUUUAAUUCUUGUCAGCCUUUUGUUUAUGUUCUACUGAUUUUCUAUCCAUGUCUUACCCAUGUAAAAUAAACUUUUCGCUCAAAGUGGAAUCUAAGCAAAGAAAUCAAUAAAUAUGCUAUCAUAUAUCAUUA
This is a messenger RNA of Octopus bimaculoides (California two-spot octopus), 4386 nucleotides long. RefSeq names its product CD151 antigen. Gene Ontology annotation, cellular component: plasma membrane. The record is from RefSeq and is a predicted model, not a curated record. NCBI's taxonomy places the organism in Eukaryota, Metazoa, Mollusca, Cephalopoda, Octopoda, Octopodidae.